GCGCGGAAUUUCGAGAGUGGGCGGUAUCAGAGAGGUUGUUGUGACCUCGUGCAGGCAGUUAUCCCCUCCAUUUAAACCUGUUUCUCCUUUAAUAUCUUUAGCUUAGUGAAAAAAAAAUGAAUCCUCAUCGAUUUUCGUGUAGUGUUUGCAAUAUAUGGUGUGACACUGAGAAUGUUCUACGAGCUCAUGAAACGGGGAGAAAACAUCGCUCUAAAUGUCUUGCUUUAGACAGUUUAAACAUAGUGGAUCAUAUUAAUUAUCCCCUAAAAGUUUCCUUACCAACACUAGUUACUCCUGAUUCGGGCUCACCGAAAGAUUCAUUCUUAGAUACCACCUCUUAUUCUACAGGGCCAAUGAGAAAUUCAAUCUGUGAUCAAGAAUCCUCUUCAUACGUAGGUUUCAUUGAUUCUAGUUCAAAUUGGACAAAGUCAAACCAGUUAUCUUCAGCUUCCGAAAUUUCCUUUACCUGCAACUUAUGCGGUAUACAUAUGAAUUCUUCAGAUCAAUAUACUUCUCACCUUCGUGGUCGCAAACAUCAAAGUAAAAUAAAUCUUAAUUCAGUUUCCAGUCUGUCUUCAAGCGAUACAGCAAUGUCACCAUCAAGUGACGAAAGCUCAACUUCUGUUUUUUAUCAGUGCAAUAUUUGUCAAUUUGUAAUAUUCAGUUCAAUGAAACUGAAACAUUUGGAGUCAGAAGAGCAUCAACUGAAUGUUCGCAAGUUAAGAGAAAAAUCAGUAUCAUCAAGUCCACGUGUAGACAACUCUCACCUACGUAAAUUUAAACGAUCUUGUCGAGAGGUCUUAGUACCCGUAUAUGGAUCAAUUAAGUUCACAUCUGCUGAGGCUAAGCUUUUGGAGAAUUCAGCGAAAGGAGAUCAAGAUUGUGUUUUGUUAUUGGAUUCAUCUGACGGUCGAGAUCGUAUUGCGAUACAUCUGGCAAAUGCAUUACUGAUAGCUAAUAAAAAUCUAUCAACUAUCGACUCGUCAAGUCCUUCUGCUCCUACCUGGGUAGUAUGGGUUCUACCCAAAACAGAUAGUUCCUUAGCUAACUCGAUUUCUGUAUUUGGAUCUCAAUCAGAUAAUGACAAUAAUACAUCUCAACGUCCUUUAAAAAUUGCUCACUUACCUUGUGAUGUAAAAAAAUUAACACAAGUUGAUUUGAUACUUACAACCUCUGAUUUGUUUGUUGAGCACUUAUCAAUUCUACUAAUGAAACAAGCGUUUAUUUGUGGUAUAAUUAUUCAUGAUGUCGAUGUAGCGUUAAAAAAUGAAGAGUUUUGCAAGCUUCUUUAUCGUUAUCUUCAAGAUUACACAAACCAACAUAAUCGAGGCCGAAUCAUAUGUUUUGGUCAAAUGAAAGUAGAGGAAGACAGCGUUUUUUCGUCGUUCACACAGUACGGUUAAAAAAAGGCACAAAUUUUUAAACAAAUGAAAUAUACAUAGAAAUGUUUAACAAAUUAUUUUAACCAUAAGAGAAUAAAUAUUUGAACAAUAUAGAUCUGAACCUCUUUUCAAUUUGCUAUUAUUUACAAACUAUUAUCAUUAAACAGAUACAUACUAAUUACAUUUAUUUUCCAUUUUCUUUUUUACUUGUUUCCCGGAAAAAAUAAAAUUGUUAAAUAUCA
Messenger RNA from Schistosoma intercalatum, 1624 nucleotides. The record is from the annotation of a GenBank genome assembly. Lineage: Eukaryota; Metazoa; Platyhelminthes; Trematoda; Strigeidida; Schistosomatidae.